AUGGAUGAGAGGAACGAUGAAAGGAAUGAUGAAAUUAGUGAAAAUAAUGUAAGGACAUCUCCUAAAACAACAAGAAGAGUUGCCAGACAAGAAUGUGAACUUCUGGAGCAUCAAGUAGAAAUUCCUGAUUUUGAAGAUACAGGAAAUAAAUUUAGUUUCCGAAAAUUAUGGGCAUUUACUGGACCAGGUUUUUUAAUGAGUAUUGCCUACUUAGAUCCAGGUAAUAUUGAAUCAGAUCUUCAAUCAGGUGCAUUGGCAAAAUAUCGCCUUAUUUGGGUACUUCUUUUUGCUCAUAUAAUUGGAUUUCUUCUUCAAAGGUUAUCUGCUCGAUUAGGUGUUGUUGCUGGAAAACAUAUGGCAGAGAUGGCAUAUGAAUUUUAUCCUAAAUUUCCACGUAUUAUUUUAUGGAUAAUGAUUGAAAUUGCUAUUAUUGGAAGUGAUAUGCAAGAAGUAAUUGGAACAAGUAUCGCGAUAUAUUUAUUAUCACAUAAAGCAAUUCCAUUGUAUGGGGGCGUUUUAAUCACAAUUUUCGAUACGUUUACUUUUCUUUUUAUUGACAAUUAUGGUUUCCGGAAAUUAGAGUUUUUUUUUGGUUUUCUUAUUACUGUAAUGACAAUUACUUUUGGUUAUGAAUAUUUUUUAAACAUACCAAAUCAAAUAGAUUUAGCAAAAGGUUUAAUUCCAUUUUAUGACUCAUAUACUAGUAGUAUGAUUUUACAAAGUGUAUCAAUAAUCGGAGCUGUUAUAAUGCCUCAUAAUCUUUAUCUUCAUUCUGCAUUAGUUAGAAGUAGAAAAAUAGUUAGAGAUGUUAAAGAAAAGGUAACAGAAGCAAAUUUUUAUUAUUUUCUUGAAAGUGGUAUUGCUUUAACAGUAUCUUUUGUUAUAAAUUUAUUUGUUAUGACAGUAUUUGGUAAUGGUAUGUAUGAUAAAACAAAUAAUGAAAUAAGAGAAUUAUGUGAUAAGCAUGAUGUUCUUGAUCCAACAGUUUUUCCAAGAAAUAAUUUAACGGCAGAUGCAGACAUUUAUAAAGCUGGCAUAUUUUUAGCAUGUUCUUUUGGUCCAUUGGCUAUGUAUAUAUGGGCUAUUGGUAUUUUAGCAGCUGGGCAAAGUUCAACUAUGACUGGAACAUAUGCAGGACAAUUUGUAAUGGAAGGAUUUUUAAAUAUUACCUGGCCAAAAUGGAAAAGAGUAUUAAUUACAAGAUCUUUAGCUAUUAUUCCAACAUUAUUAGUAGCACUUAUUGCAAAAGAUAUAGAUAAUCUUACAGGAAUGAAUGAUAUAUUAAAUUGUAUUCAAAUGCUUCAAUUACCAUUUGCAUUAAUUCCAAUAAUUACAUUUACCUCACAUUCAAAAAUUAUGUUUGAAUAUAGAAAUGGAACAGCAUUUAAAGUUUUUUCUUUAAUAACUAGUGCAAUAGCUAUACUUAUAAAUUUAUCAUUUUUUACAAAUUAUACAAUUACUACUCUUGGUACAUCAUGGUAUGUAAUGGUUCCUUUUUGUAUUUUAGCAAUAUUAUAUUUAUGUUUUAUUUUUUAUCUUAACUUAGUUUGUCUUAUUUCAAUGGAUUUAAUUAAACAAGAAGUUUUACAAAAAUGGUUAAAGUAUGAAAAAUUAGAGGAUGACAUUGCACCAUGGGAGAAAAAAACAACUGAUGAGACAGAAACAUUAACAAGUGAUUAA
Molecule: messenger RNA, 1680 nt
Organism: Strongyloides ratti
Lineage: Eukaryota; Metazoa; Nematoda; Chromadorea; Rhabditida; Strongyloididae
Product: Natural resistance-associated macrophage protein 2
Exons: 3
Coding region: 1-1680 (559 amino acids)
Biological process (GO): response to manganese ion; manganese ion homeostasis; metal ion transport
Cellular component (GO): apical plasma membrane
Molecular function (GO): iron ion transmembrane transporter activity; cadmium ion transmembrane transporter activity; manganese ion transmembrane transporter activity
Source: RefSeq, a predicted model, not a curated record